Messenger RNA from Numida meleagris (helmeted guineafowl), 4364 nucleotides. RefSeq names its product BRCA1 associated RING domain 1 (gene BARD1). Bases 938 to 3334 code for a protein of 798 amino acids. Gene Ontology annotation, molecular function: protein binding. NCBI's taxonomy places the organism in Eukaryota, Metazoa, Chordata, Aves, Galliformes, Numididae. The transcript has 11 exons. The record is from RefSeq and is a predicted model, not a curated record.
ACCUAUGGAUUCUAUGCUUCUAUGAUUCCAUGAUCCAACCUGAACCUCCCCUGGUGCAACUUAAGGCCAAAUGCUGGGCACACAUUUUUUGGAGCACAUGCAAAGUGCACAGUACCCCAGCAAGAGAGAGGAGGAUGUUAAGAGUACUGCUGACAUUUAAUGGCUGUUAGUAGUUAUUUUGUGAGUUUAUCCUGGUUUCAGAGGGCUGAUGGAGCAGGUCCCUGUCCCAGCUGUGUCACCUGCCGUCAUUCCUCUUCUGCAUUCAGAUAUAAUGAGCGCAUGAUGGGAUGAGGCACCACCAGAGCUGAUCUCCUUAUACUGAUGUUCUCCUCGCACCUACGGCUAAUAGCAGCAGCAAAGAUCAACAUUUAACCUUCUGUAAAAGGCCAAAACAGCACCCACAUUUCAGCCGAGCUGACUGCUGUUUCCCACAGCUCUCACCAGCCAAAUUUGCACACUCCACAUCACUUUUGUGAUGAAGUUCCCUCACAGAACAGCCUGUUUGCUUUUACCGCGUUUACACCAAGAUUUAUGGCAUGCCACUUGCUCACUAGCGGAGCUUCUCAACGUGAAAUGUCAGUAAAGCCUGUUAUAUAUUACUUCUGGCACUUCUACUCUAUCUUUUAUUUGGCUGGGAGUAUUUCUGCCUGAAAGUGAUAAAUUCCCGCUAGAGCCGCUUUAUCUGCUCCAGUAAUUACAGCGUACAGGGGAGGCGGGGGCAGCUCCCUCAGAGCAUCCCGCUGCGGGAGCAGGAGUCGAGCUGAGCCACCGGGCGUUUCCAUAAAAACACCUCGGAACACGAAACACCAGCAAAUCAACGCGGACCACCCCUCAGCUCGCCACCCGCCACUCCCCUCAGCCCCUUCCAUCACGCGCAGCCCCCCCUCCACCCCGCGCGGGAAGCGCGACUGCCUCAGGGCGGACUCCCCAGAUACGCAUGCGCGCAGACAGGCGAGAAGCGCUCGGCGCCUGCGCAGUGGAGGCAGGCGGGGAAUUUGCAGUGGCGGCAAUGAUGCGUGAGGUGCUGCGCGGCCGCUCGGGCAACAGGCUGGUCCCGGGUGGCCAGCCCGGCCCCACUGCCCCUAUGGCGCUGCCCUGGGUACACACCCGAGCCGCUUUGGAGCGGCUGGAGAAGGCGCUGAGCUGUUCUCGCUGUGCCGGCGUGCUGCAGGAGCCCAUGUCUCUGGGGGGCUGCGAGCACGUCUUUUGCCUAUCUUGCGUGGGCGACCAUGUUGGCGAAGGGUGCCCAGUGUGCCACGUGCCAGCCUGGGUGCAAGACGUGCAGGUAAACCGUCAACUGGAUGAUAUGGUCCAGCUUUGCAGCAAACUGAGGCAUCUCCUGGGUGCAGGCAGCUCAGAUUCAGUGGAAUCUACACCAAUGUGCUCAGACUUUGGAGAAAACAGUAAGAAGCGACAGAUAAAAAUGUGGCUCAGCCCAAGAAGUAGGAAGAUUCGAUGCAUCGUGAACAAGAAUCAGGCAAAGACUAACAGUAAUGACCCUUGUCAAGACCCAUCUUCGGUUUAUCAUUUCUUUCCUUCCCCUGAUCAUGAAAAGCCCUCCAAACCAACAAGAAAGCCAACUCAGAGGCAGAGUAAGAAGAUGAAAAAAAAACGUCUAGCAGACAUCAACAAAGUGUGGGGUUUAGAGAAGCCUGAGCAAAAAGGAGGGGUUGAGGAGAAGACUUCCAAGGAAAAGUGUGUGACCAUUUGCAGUGAGCCAGUAGUCCUAUGCACUCCAGAACCAAAUAGCCCCAAAGAGACACUUCCACAGGUGUUUAUACAGGAAGCUGACUCCACCAAAAACUUGGAAGAAGUGGAAGUGUCUCCAGAGGUGAAAUCCUUAGAGGAGAAAGAUAAUGAUGAGGUUGCCUGUCCUGUACAAAUCAGCAAGGAAAAAAACUGUGCUGCCGAGAAAUCACUGUCAAUAGAAAGCGAAGCAAUGCCUUUGAAACGUGGAAGGGAGCAAUCAAAACUCCCAGUCACUUCUCAGUCUAAAAGACGAAGAAGUGAGGGGAGCCUCAACAGGAAUUCAGACAGUCAGACUUCUUGCUCAGAGGACUUGUCUCAGGAUUGCCCUAUCCUCCAAGUGACCGAAUCCAAGACACCUGUUCAGAUUGGUGGCAUUGUAAUGAAGACAAGAAGCUCUGCAGCGAGAAGUAGUCCUUCAUUUCCAAAAUCUCCCUCUACUCCAUCUACUUUCAAGCCUUGUAAUCAAGUAGGAAUACCACAGAGUCCUUCUGUGUUCAAGUCCCCUGGUAGUAACGCAAUUGCCAGAAGAAAUUUCAAAGGGGAGACUUUGCUCCAUAUUGCUUCUAUCAAGGGUGACUUAGCAGCCGUUGAAGAGCUGCUGAAAAAUGGGGCGGAUCCCAAUGUUAAGGACAAUGCUGGCUGGACACCACUGCACGAGGCAUGCAAUCAUGGGCAUCAAGAGGUGGUGGAGCUGUUGCUGCAACACAAAGCGCUGGUGAAUUCUGCAGGGUAUCAGAACGAUUCGCCCCUGCAUGAUGCUGCCAAGAAUGGGCACGUGAGCAUUGCUGAGCUGCUGCUUCUGUAUGGUGCCUCUCGUGAUGCAGUUAAUAUAUUUGGUCUGCGGCCUGUGGACUAUGCAGAGAGUAAAAAGAUGAAGUCUGUGCUGAUGUUACCAGUCAAGAAUGAAUCAUUAUCAUUUAGCCAGCCCUCUGAGAGCCCAAGCCAGCCUAGAGAUGGACCUCUUGGUAUCCUGGGGAGCAGUCUUAGUUCAGAACAACAGAAAUUGCUGAACAAGCUAGCAACGGUUCUGAAGGCUCGAAGGUGUACUGAAUUUAACAGCACAGUAACCCACGUUGUUAUUCCUGAUGUUCCAAUGCCGAGUACCGUCAAAUGUAUGAUGGCUGUUCUGAGUGGAUGUUGGGUCCUCAAGUUUGAAUGGGUACAAGCCUGUCUACGAAGCACAGUUCGAGAACAAGAAGAAAAGUAUGAAAUCCAGGGUGGCCCACAAAGAGGCCGGCUCAACAGAGAACAGCUGCUGCCUAAGCUGUUUGAUGGAUGCUACUUCUAUUUUUUGGGAUCUUUCAGUAGUCACCAGAAGAGUGAUCUUGUGGAGUUGGUCAAAGCAGCAGGAGGACAAAUCCUGGUUAGGCAGCCGAAACCAGACAGCGAUGUGACACAGAUGAUCAACACAGUGGCAUACCAUGCAGACUCUACUUCUGACCAGAGAUUUUGCACUCAGUAUGUCAUCUAUGAUGCAUCUUCUAAAUUCAAACCGGAGAAAAUUCGUCAAGGCAAAGUCUGGUUUGCUCCCUCCAGCUGGAUUGUAGACUGCAUAAUGUCAUUUCAGCUGCUGCCUAUAAAGUGAACAUCCCUGUCUCAUGAGUAAGACCUUUUAAAAAGUGGUGAAUGAGCAGCUGGAAAACACUGGUCUGAAGCUAUGAUUCAUGUUUUGCACUUGGUAACUCAUUUACAUCGUUAAAGCUCCUCUGUAUUCCAAGAUCACUGGAAUACAUGGCCUUACAAUGGAAGAGGGAGGAAAAGAUGCUGCAUUGGAAAGUUGUGCCUUCAAUUAUUUAGUAAGCUUUAUUUUUGCAUUUAACUUCACUGUAAUAAUCACUGACACUUUAUAACAUUUUGCAAAAUGAAACCUUUUGAAUUUUGACUUAAAUUAAGCUGUAGUUGCUGAUAGAGCAUGACCCUGUUUCUUUUGCCUUUAGUGUGCAUUGACAAGGAUCUACUGUGUGUGUCAAGACUUCCCAGCCAGGCCAGAAUGUGUAUUUAAAAAAAAAAAAACACAACUCACGUGCCUGUAUGGAUACCAAUUAGAUGAUGUGAUGCUCCUUGUAGCUUCUUAAAACUGAAUGUUAUAGGAAAUUCUUGGCAUAGGGUAAGCCUUAUAGAAAUUGAAGCAGAACUCAUUUGAAAGCAAAGUUUGGAAAGUGCAUCUGUGAAAAUCUUGUUCUAAAAUCUCUAUUUUUAUCAAGAGUCGUGCUUUAUUCACUUCCAUUUAUCUUCUCACUUGUAUGUGUGUAACUUGAAUUCGAUGCUAUUUUCUGAGGUUUUUAAGUGUCAAACCUUUAUUAAAUUAUGAUUAAAAAUAUGUACUUAGAGAUCGAUCGCUAUCAUGGUUACAUGAAAAAAAAAUGCAAAAGAUUUAUGCCUUGCACCAUUGUAUUAUAAUGUACUUGGCUGCAUUGGAGCGGUACUUGAUUCUUCCUUCUGUAAUCUUAUGACCUGUAAGCAUUACAUGGCAUGUAUUGCUUUUGUGAAUUCGUAACUUAAAGAUGUUGUCUUUGCCAUGAUGUGCAAUGAAAAUGAUGGUUGUGGGAGGGAAAAAAAUGAAGUUGUUUGUGCUUGGUGUUUGUAUUGCUUGCAAUAAAACUUAGUGUCAGUCA